Solanum lycopersicum (tomato) is the source of this 2201-nucleotide messenger RNA. NCBI's taxonomy places the organism in Eukaryota, Viridiplantae, Streptophyta, Magnoliopsida, Solanales, Solanaceae. The record is from RefSeq and is a predicted model, not a curated record.
AUGCGAUUGUGCCUUGAGCUAAUAUCUAGUGGGAAGAUCAUGGAAUCCGGUACAUUUGAUGAGUUGCUGACAAAGAGUGAAGAAUUUCAGGACCUUGUUAAUGCACAAAAAACUACUUCUGAUCCUAAAUGUCAAGAAGUUCAUGCUACUAAUAAAAGGCCUAUGGAAGCUGAGAUAGAGUUUGAUAAUAAUGUUUCCUCCGAGGAACGAGAUGAUGUAGUUUUUCUAAAAGGAGAUCAAUUAAUCAAAGCAGAAGAACGAGAAGUAGGAGACGCUGGAUUGAAGCCAUACAUACAAUAUCUAAAGCAUAACAAAGGAUUCUUGUAUUUCUCCUUGGCAGUCAUUGUUCACUCAAUGUUUGUAGUUGGGCAAUAUAUACAGAGCUACAAGUUGGCUAUUGACCUUCAAGAUUCUAGUGUUAGCAGAUUAAAGUUAAUCAGGGUCUACACAGUCAUUGGCCUUAGUGUAAUACUCUUUCUGAUUUUAAGAUCCGUAUUAGCGGUAAAGCUGGGGCUUGGUGCAUCAAAAUCAGUUUACACUACACUGUCAAGCUCUCUUUUCUUUGCACCAAUGUCCUUUUUUGACUCGACGCCUUUUGGAAGAAUGCUUAGUCGGGUAUCUUCAGAUUUGAGCAUUGUUGACAUUGAGUUGCCUUUCUUACUGAACUACACUGUUGGAUCAAUCAUUAUUUCAUACUCUACCUAUGCCAUCCUGUGUUUUUUCGCUCCAGAGGUCCUGCUGAUCAUCGUGCUUAUGAUUUACGUAACAAUAUCAGUUCAGAGGUACUAUAAUGCUUCUGCUAAAGAACUGAUGAGAUUAAGUGGAACGACAAAGUCUUUAGUCGCCAAUCAUUUAGCUGAAAGCAUUUCUGGGAUAAUGACUAUUCGAGCUUUUGGACAGGAAGGCCGUUUCUUUUUGAAGAACUUGGAGUUUAUCGAUAAAAAUGCUAGGCCAAUAUUCCAUACAUUUUCAGCAACUGAAUGGUUAAUUCUACGUUUGGAGACAAUAUGCACGAUUAUCAUGUCCUCAUGGAUGCUUGGCAUGACAUCUCUUCAUAGCGGGAGCUCUGGACUUACUGGAAUGGCAUUCUCCUAUGGCCUAUCACUAAAUGCAAUACUUGUUUGGUGUGUUCAAUGUCAAUGCACAUUAGAAAAUUCUAUAAUCUCUGUAGAAAGGCUAGAACAAUACAUGAGAAUACCUAGUGAAGAAUCUGAACUAGUGCAAACAAACCACCCUCUACCUGGUUGGCCUACCUGUGGCAAAGUGGAAAUUCGCGACCUAAAGGUGAGGUACAGGCCAAAUGCUCCAUUAGUUCUUCAAGGUAUUCGUUGUACAUUUGAAGGGGGACAAAAGAUUGGAGUUGUAGGUAGAACAGGCAGUGGGAAAACAACUCUUAUCAGUGCAUUGUUUCGACUAGUUGAGCCUACAGAUGGCAAGAUCAUCAUCGAUGAAUGUGAUAUUUCAACGAUUAGGCUUCAUGACCUUAGGUCGCGUAUUGGAAUUAUUCCACAAGAUCCUACACUCUUUACAGGUUCUGUAAGAUACAAUUUAGACCCCUUAUCAAAAUAUAGUGAUGAACAGAUAUGGAAUGUUCUUGAUAAGUGUCAGCUUAGAGAGGCUGUCCAAGAAAAAGAAGGGGGACUAGAUUCCUCAGUUGUACAAGAUGGAUCAAACUGGAGCAUGGGACAGAGACAAUUGUUCUGUCUGGGACGCGCGUUGUUGAAGAGGAGUCGAAUUCUAGUGUUAGAUGAAGCCACUGCUUCCAUUGACAAUGCUACAGAUGCAAUUCUGCAGAAAACAAUCAGGCUAGAAUUUGCAGACUGCACAGUCAUAACAGUUGCUCACAGAAUUCCAACAGUUAUGGAUUACACUAAAGUUUUGGCAAUAAGUGAUGGGAGAUUAGUUGAGUUUGAUGAACCAAAGAAGUUGAUAAACAAAGAGGGAUCAUUAUUUAGAAUGCUUGUUAAAGAGUAUUGGGCUCGUGUUGAAAAGUGAAAUAACUAGAAAAAUUUGAUAUUGGGGCAUAAUUAUUGUAUUUGAAUUAAUUAUAAAGUUGCAUUAUAUGUUUCACAUUUGCAACUAGGCUAUCACAAACCAACUUGAAUUGUUGGUUACUUGUAUGUCAAUGGAAAAUCAGAUACAAUAUUUAUUUGUUCAAAAUUUCUUAUCCAAAAUAACUUAAUUAUAAAUUACCUUGUUAG